Molecule: messenger RNA, 660 nt
Organism: Penicillium diatomitis
Lineage: Eukaryota; Fungi; Ascomycota; Eurotiomycetes; Eurotiales; Aspergillaceae
Product: putative Golgi traffic protein SFT2
Exons: 4
Coding region: 1-660 (219 amino acids)
Biological process (GO): vesicle-mediated transport
Cellular component (GO): membrane
Source: RefSeq, a predicted model, not a curated record
AUGGCAAACACUUCGUUCCGAGACUCAGUGAACUCGUUAGGCUGGUCGCGCAGAGACCCAGAUUAUCCUGUACAGACCAACAACGGCGGUUCUCAGGCACCCUUCCUGUCGCGCUUGCAGGCCUACAAUCCCUUUGGCCAAGGUGGAUAUGUUCAGCUUCCCACACACAAUGAAGCGCCCGGUGCGCCACUGCCUGCGCCAAGUCGACGGGAAGAGGAGGAGGGGUUCUUUGCCUUGAGUCGAUGGGAUCGAAUGCUCAUUUUCGGUGCCUGUAACCUGGGCGCCGCCGUCUGCUUCUUGAUUUGCUUCUUCCUCUUCCCCGUGCUGACGCUCAAACCUCGGAAAUUUGCCGUCUUAUGGUCGGUUGGUUCAGCCCUGUUUUUGCUGUCAUGGGCCGUUCUCAUGGGACCCUGGUCUUACGCGAGACAUUUGGUUUCGGGGUCACGUCUCCCUUUUACGGCCGCUUACUUCGGCUCUAUUGCCUUGACUUUAUACUUUGCGAUCGGUCGUCAAAACCUCCUCCUUACCCUCAUCUCCUCGAUUUUCCAACUUGCCGCUCUGGUCUGGUAUCUUGUCAGCUACUUCCCCAUGGGCAGCACUGGACUUCAGUAUGUGGGUCGAUUCGGUAUCUCGAGAGUGUCUGCAUGGGUGAGUGGGUAG